CUAUUUUUGGAUCAACAGCCCCAAACCUGCAGAACACACCUACGACACCGCACAGCUACAUCGCAAAGCCAUUUGUACCUUGUCGCGAAAGCCUCAGUACAAAAACUAAAGCUGCUCCCCCCAUUUGUUCCAUUGCCGCCUGCGCCAGCUGUUUGGUCACGAUCGCCACACUGUCGACGGCACUCCCUUCUCCCCGGACGGCUUGCACGUUCUCUAGCUCGGCCAGCCUCCCCCCACUGUCCUUCAUCCAACUUCAAAAGAGCUAGCUCUUGCCCAGCUCGCCGGCGCAGGGUCCUGACUUGGAUAUUUCCUUUCUAUUCUCUUCCUAUAUACCUGGCUGGCUCCCGAUCCCCUUUGUUCAUCCGCGCCCCGGUCAGCGCAUCUCCGGAGUUGAUCCCCAGCAUCAAUUACACGGUCGACGCCGUACACAUACAAAGGCCCCCUCGACCACGCCCUCUCCAUAUAAAAGAGUCCCAUCGCAGCCUUCGCCGCUGCUCUCCCCAGUCUUAGCCUCGCCAAAGGCACUUCAAAAUGGGUCGUAGAAAGAUCGAGAUCAAGGCGAUCAAGGAUGACAGGAAUCGCUCUGUCACCUUUCUCAAGCGCAAGGGCGGUCUGUUCAAGAAGGCGCACGAGCUUUCUGUUCUCUGCUCAGUCGACGUUGCCGUUUUCAUCUUCGGCACCAACAAGAAGCUUUACGAGUACUCGUCGGGUGAUAUGCGCGAGCUUAUCACAAGAUACACCUACCAUGGCGGCGCAACAGAGCACAAGGGUCCUUCGGACUUCAAUGGGGGCGCCGACGAUGACGAGGACGAGGACGUCGACGGCACACCACCGCGCCAGGGCUCCAUGGAUGCGCACAUGCUUCCGCCUCACUUCCAAAACCAGCAGCCGUUCCCUCAGCACAUGAGGCACCACACUCCCUCAGCGUCGCCACCGAUCCCCAACAGCAUGCAGUUCACCUCUCACGGCCACGCAGUCCAGCGCCAACACACGCCCCAGCCUCAAAUGGGAUCCAGGCCGCCGUCCAGGGGCGACAUGCGCCGCAUGAUGGGCAAGCCUGUCGGGCCUCCGCCUCCGCCAGGACAGCAGGUCAACGGUUUCGCCUUUGUCCCCCAGCCCGCAAUCUACGGCCCUCCGAACCCAACGACCAUGGCGCCGCACGUGCCGCCUCAGAUGGCCCAUGGGCCGCAAUACCCUCCUUACCCCCAGCAGCCGCCGCAGCAUGCGCACCAGCACCAGAUGCAUUAUCUUGAGGACCAGAGGCGCGCCUCCAUGCCGCCCAGCUUCCCUCCCCACGUCCAACAGCCUCCCCAUGCUCCCAUCCAAAGGCACUCGGUUUCUCCGCCCCAGGCGCAUCCUCCGCAACUGCCGCAAAUGCCACCCCAGCAUGUCCCCCACACGUCGCCGCCUCCUCAGCAUCUCGUACACAGCUCGCCUCAGCAAAUGGUCAACAGCUCGCCCCAACAGCAGCACCUGCAACCCCAACAGCAACCCCAACAGCAGCAGCAGCAGCCGCACCAGCACACCAGCAGCUCACCGCAGCUUCCAAUCAUCCACGAGCCUCCGCCGCCCCAACCGCAGCCUCAGCAACAACAGCAACCGGACCAGGCGCGGUGCUUGCCUCCGCCCCCAGCCCCCAUGGAGAUCAAGACGGAACCCAGCACGCAGGAACGCGUCAUUCCGCAGACAUCCCUGCUGGACACGGGCGUGAAGAAGCUGCCUCGCCAGAAGCAGCACAGCAUCUUUACGCCCAUCGAUGAGAACCGAUCCAUCCUGAGCCAGCACCUGGCAGCUUUCCACUCGGAGCCCGCAAAGACGGAUAAGAGCCCACCAUCUGUCGGCCGUUCUUCGUCCCUGGACGGAGCUGCGGGCCAUGCUGUGCCAGCCAAGACCAAUGGCACCACGUCGCCACCGCCUCCCAAGCGUGCCGAGACUUCACAGACUUUCCCCCGGGCUAGCCGCGCAUCCAUCUCAUCGCUAUCCGAGGCGGGCUUUACGCCUCCGUCGCGAUCCAACAGCCUACGAGCCGGUGGACCGCGUCCGCGCCUCAAGGUGCAGAUCCCGGAUGAGCAGUCGGACGAUGGAACGAGCGUGACGGCCGAGUCGGCCUCGUCGCCACGCGGAGGACACUCAACCGAUGCGACGUCGCAAUCAACACGUCAGAAUGACACGCUCUCCAACUCGAGCAUGGUCCUACCGCCUCCGUCUCCCUCUGCGUCGGCUCUGCUCUCAGCAGGGGCGACGGGCCCGCCGAACCCAUUCGCGCGCAGGCCGCCGCAGCAGCUCCAGGCCGCCACGGGCAUAAACAUGGACACGCCCGUGUCAGCCCUGCCCUCGCGUUUCCUCAACACCGACUUCCUGCCUAGCCCUUCGAGCUUCUACCCCGAGUGGAACUUCCGAGGUGGCGACAACAACAACACGCUCCCCAGCCCGCUGAACUUUGCCACCCCGGUCGUCGGCAGCGGCCCUAGCUUUCUGAGGGACGACAAUCACAACAGCAAUAGCAGCACAAACCUCGCGGCAGUGGCAAUCAACAACAACAAAAGGAAGAGCCCCGACCACCUGGCCACCCACCACGAACAUGGCACGGGCGCCAUGGAUUCUACUGCCGCCAACGAACCCAAGAGGGUCAAGGUGGACUCUUAAAAGUCUUUGAGUCGAUUCCCGUCCUUACAAAAAUAUGACUUCACUUCACCAUGUAUCAUAUUAUGAUUUGUAUCUUUUUUCCUUUCUCUUUUCCUUUGGGUCGUUUUAUUUAUCAUACAUUCUUCUUCUGUUUUAUCCUGGCUGGAUAUUACGGGGCAAUGCAAUCAGGCGACGACUUUUCUUUCCUUUUUUUUCUUUUCAUUUUCAUUCUUAUCCGGAGCUGGGCCAUUUUCCUCUACACUCACGGUUCCCACCUAUUUCUUUAUUUUGGAGGGUUUCAAUUCUUCACCUCUUUUUCGUUAACUUCUUGGCGUUACAGCCUUGUCAGGUUGUUACAUGGGCACACACUCUCGUUCACGGGCAUAAUUCUGUCUUGGCAUGGCGUUAAUGAAUCUGGAAUGGGCGCGUGGGACAAUGUUUUGAUGGAGCAUAUACGGAAUGGGUCUUGGUGCGGUCUGGAUUCCAAAUCGUAUAACAUGACAAAAUGGAAUAAAAGAUGCUCAGUUGUACAUGAUAGAUCCCUGUGAUUUAUUUGCCUUUCUGGGAACCCG
Molecule: messenger RNA, 3197 nt
Organism: Gaeumannomyces tritici R3-111a-1
Lineage: Eukaryota; Fungi; Ascomycota; Sordariomycetes; Magnaporthales; Magnaporthaceae
Product: MADS-box MEF2 type transcription factor
Exons: 3
Coding region: 532-2646 (704 amino acids)
Biological process (GO): positive regulation of transcription by RNA polymerase II
Molecular function (GO): DNA-binding transcription factor activity, RNA polymerase II-specific; RNA polymerase II cis-regulatory region sequence-specific DNA binding; protein dimerization activity
Source: RefSeq, a predicted model, not a curated record